AAAGAAAGGCAGACUGAGACGAGUUUCUAAGAGUGCGAGAGAACCCACAACACAUCUCAAGAAGCCAUGGCGACCGCCUUGGGCUGCCGUCUCAGCGUUCUUGCCUCCCCGGCUGCGUCCCGGUACAAGGAUGUGAAUCUAAAAAGACAGAACAAGCCCAACCGGGUUGCAUGCAGAUCUAACUUCAAUGCAGUGCCUAUACUGUCAAGUAGCAGGAGUAUACAACAACCUAACCACAAUCUGCAUUCCUGGGCCCCGAAAGGAUUGCCAAACUUGCACCUUUCUUUUACGUCAUCGAGACUGUUAAGAGGGAAUCAAGGCGAUCAGUCACACAACAUAUCCAUGUUACCAAGACAACGGAAAUCUUCAACAUUGACACAAGCAAAGAAGAGCAACUCCAUCAGUAUACCUUUUCCGAAAAUGAAAGAGAAGCCAGAAUGGUGGUGGAGAACUUUAGCAUGUCUCCCCUACUUAAUCGCUCUGCAGAUGUCUGAUACCGGGUUUUAUAUUCAACCCUUCACAGAACACUAUGAAUUGUUUGGAGACUUGGUUUAUUAUGUCCCAGGAGCAAUAAAGAGGUUGCCAUAUUGGUUCACAAUGAUAUAUUUCUUCUUGGCGUAUUUUGGAGUGGUGAAGAAAAAAGAGUGGCCUCACUUCUUCAGGUACCAUGUAAUCAUGGCAAUGCUAUUAGAGACAAUGCUGCAAGUGGUCUGGUAUUCGAGCAAUUUUUUCCCGCUUAUACACUUCAAUGGCACAUUCGGCAUAGAAUACUGGGCAGUUGUGGCACUCGUGUACGUUUCAGUCAUGCUCGAGUGUGUAAGGUGUGCUCUUGCCGGCAAGUAUGUUAAACUCCCAUUCUUCAGUACCCCUGCUUUAGUCCAUACUCUUUUUCAAGUAGAAGGCUACCAUAAACCUUUCUGAAGAGUGUAUCGUUUAGUUCACAGUCCGAGUAGUUAACUUCUUGUUCUAGAGUGUAUCAUUUAGGCACUCACUUUUCAUGUGCACCACCAUGGAUUAAUCGGCUUACUUUCGUAAAUGGUUGUGUUACUAUAUGUUGAUUAUUUAGCUUUUUUUGUUGUUGUAUUAUUAUACAAGAUUGUCUGUCGCACGAACACUAAUGACAUACGAUCCUUUCGUUUACGAAUUGGGGAGCGUGUUUAUAGACA
Malus domestica (apple) is the source of this 1166-nucleotide messenger RNA. RefSeq names its product protein TIC 20-IV, chloroplastic-like. The record is from RefSeq and is a predicted model, not a curated record. Lineage: Eukaryota; Viridiplantae; Streptophyta; Magnoliopsida; Rosales; Rosaceae.